AUGACAUCGCUUACAGUAAGUUAUGGUUUGAUUUCACCUCAAUCACCAGAUAAGAAAAAUGCACAUAUUUUACCAGUUUCAAGAAUUUUACAUCCAAAAUUAACAGAUGAUUAUUAUUUAACUACAUCAAGAGAUGGUUCAAUUGUUUUACAUCCAUCAAAUCAUGAUGAGACUCCAACAAGAUUUCAAAUUCAUUCGGAUUGGGUCAGUGAUAUUAUUGAAAUUAAUCAACACAGUUAUAUUACUACUUCACAUGAUUUUAGUAUUGUUCAUGUAAACCUUUUUAAAAAUUCUGUUGGUGAUUGGCUAUCAUCAAUUAAAAUUAUUGGUAAUCAUAAAGAUUAUAUUAAAUGUAUUAGUUAUAUUCCAAGACAUGACUUAUUCGUCACAGGUUCAUUAGAUUGUACUUUAAAAAUUUGGAAAAUUUCUUAUUUAUUUGGUAAUCCCGAUCCAAGUUUUGAAUUAUAUCAUAUUUUUAAAACUGGCAUUGGUUCAAUUUAUACUUUAACAACUUUAAGACAAAAUAACGAUAGUAAUAAUAAUUUUGAUUUAAUUGCAGGUGAUUGUAAUGGUGAUUUGUGGUUUUAUUCUGCUAUUGCGAAAAAAGAAAUUAAAAGAAUUAAAGGAGCUCAUGAAACAAAUAUUAAAGUAAUUAAAUUAAUUGAUGAUGAAUCAAAAUUAAUUUCAACUUGUUCAAAUGGUAUUGUUCAUAUUUGGGAUAUUAACAAUAUUGAACAAUUAAAUAGAAUUAAAUCUUGGAAAUGGAAUUGUUCAAUUUGGUGUAUCGAUGGAAAUGUUUCAAAUAAUUUAUUAGUUGGUGAUUCAUUAGGUAAUAUUAAUAAAUUUGACUUCACUGAUCUUAAUAACAUUAUUGUUAAAUCAAUAUUUAAUUCAAAAGAUUAUUUUUUAAAAUAUGAACCUUUAUUUGAUGAUAAUAAACAUCUAGGAAUAUUAGAUUUAAAAUUACUUAAUGAUUCAAAUAUUUAUUUUUCAUAUUGUUCAGAUUCAAAUUUGAAUUGUUUAAAUUUAAAACAAAAUACUUUAUCAAUAGAAAAAGGUGGGUUUGCUUUAACGAGAAGUUCAUUAUUAACAAACAGAAGACAUGUAAUUACCGAAAAUACACAAGGAAAAAUUCAAAGAUGGGAUAUUGUUUCAUGCGAACUAAUUAAUACAUUUCCUCGUAAUGAAGGUACAUUUGAUGAAAUCGUAGUAAAAUAUACUUCGAAGGAAAUUUUAUCACAUUGGUGUACUGUGACAGUAAAAGUUGGGAUGUUGUUUGUUAAAAUUGGACCAAAAUUUUCAAAUACUGAAUUAUAUGGUUCGGCAUUGCAAGAAUAUUUUGUUGUUAACGAUGUUAAAUUAAAUUCAGACGAUAGAUAUAAUAUUGGGAAAAUUGUUGUAAAUUCUUUAUUUAAUGAUUUUAUGGAAUACGAACAACGAAAGGAUGAAGAUUUUAGGAAAGCUUUAGUUAAUAAGAAAAAAGAUCAUGAUGAAAAAAAUAAUAGUAAUAAUAUUAUAACGACCACAACGACAAUUACAAAUAAUAUCAACGAGAUGAGUUCAACACCUAAAUAUAGUUCUAACAAUGGUGGUUCAAUUACCCCAAAGACUAAAGAAAAAUUUAUGAAAAUGUCAGGAUUUGGAAAAUUGGGUUCUUCAAUAUCAAUUGGGAACUCUAAUAAAAAUAAUGAAACACCUUUUGUCUCAGCACCAACAACACCAUUGGAUAAAGAAAAACAAUUAUUUUCAAAUGAAAAUAACAUUACCACACAUCAACCACCAAAGACCGCACCAGCUGCAGUUACUGGUGAAGCUAAUAAUAACAAUAAUAACAGUAAGGAUGAAAAUUUUAAUCAAGAAAUUGUUAACCCAGUACCUGUAUUAUCUAAAAACUCCUCAGGUCGUGCUCAAAGUUCAGGGUCUUUAUUAAGUAGAAAAUUUAAAUCAUUUAGAUUAACUAAAAAUGAUUCAAAUGUAAGUUCUAGUGAUUCUAAACAAGUUACAUCUGAUGAAGAAGAAAAAUUGGUAGAUCAAGCAAAUUUAUCAAUUGAUACUGAUAUCCCGGAAGAGAAGACAAUUUGGAACAAAAAUUAUGAUCCUUCAUCUGGUAUGAAGGGAGAAAGUCCAUUUAAUAACUCCAAGCCAUCAGAUUAUCAAAACCCAUUAUACAUGAAACUCGCAGAUGAAUCAAAGAUGAAAUCAAGAGCACAUUCUACUUCUACAUUAAAUUUACCUUCAACUGUAUCAAAUGCAACCACACCCGUUAGAACAGAAAAGAGACAACAAUUUAUGGCAGAUCUAAUAACAGAAUUCCAUAACGCAUACGUGGAUCAAUAUACCAGCAAUUUAACUUCAUUGAAAUUAUUAACAAGAAAGAUGCCUGAUACAUUAAUCAAAAGGGACCCAACAAGUCCAGUUGUUAAGAUCAGAUUAGCAACUUUAAUAGUGGUACACUCUUGGGAAGAAGAUGUAUCUGGUGGUAGUGUCCUUUCAUCAAGUAUAUUGCCUCCAAGCUCUAAAAGAAGACAUACCUCUAGUGAUAAUUCUAGUAGUUCUUCUCUAGUGUCAUCACAAUCUGAUAACCAAGAUCCUCUAGCUGCUAAGAAAACCAUGAAAAAGGGUGGGUUGAAUAAUAAUGAUAACCAUGACUAUUACAAUGAUUUUACUACUACGACGGGUCCCGAAGCAGGAGAUGAUGAAUUUCAUAUGACAUCAUCAAAAAAAGAUUUGUUUGAACACUUGGAGAGAGACUUACCAUAUUGGUUUGCAAAAAAAUUAUGCAAAGAUAUCAGAAUGGUCGAUGAUCAGCAACCCAAAUUGAAUUUUGUCUUACAACCAUGGUUAAAUGCAGAACAAGAAGCCCGUCAAGCUCUAUUAGAUCCUGAUGAAACUGUAAAGACAGAACAAAAACAUUACAUGUUAAAAUUUGGUAAAUCUAAAGGAACAGGAAUGACAGAUUUACCAAAAAUAUCAGAUAUGAAUGCACGUCUAACGGCACCUGGGAUGAUUAAAGUUAAAAAAAUCAAAUUUUACGUUAUUGAUAGAUUUGAAGCAAAGACAGCUGAAAUGAAGGCAAAGACAGAUCCAAGCGAAUGGUUAGAAAUCCUAUGUAAAGGUCAAGUUCUUGAUAAUGAUAUGACAUUGAGUACUGUACGUACUUUAUAUUGGAAAUCACAAGGUGAAAUCAUAUUAAAUUACAGAAGAAAAGUCGACGGUUCAGUUCUAACCAUGAACAAAGACAAUUAA
Maudiozyma saulgeensis is the source of this 3246-nucleotide messenger RNA. NCBI's taxonomy places the organism in Eukaryota, Fungi, Ascomycota, Saccharomycetes, Saccharomycetales, Saccharomycetaceae. The record is from the annotation of a GenBank genome assembly.